This is a messenger RNA of Lathyrus sativus (Indian pea), 327 nucleotides long. NCBI's taxonomy places the organism in Eukaryota, Viridiplantae, Streptophyta, Magnoliopsida, Fabales, Fabaceae. The record is from the annotation of a GenBank genome assembly.
AUGUUACUAAUAGGUUUAUUUUUAUGUCCGGAUACAAGUGGUAAUGUUGUCCACUAUAUGUAUUUAGUUUUAUUAGAUGAUAUAGAUAAAAUAAGAACAUUUAGUUGGGGGUCCGCUACACUAGCGCGUGUUCUUCUUCAAGCUUGGGGAUGGUUAAGGAUGACCAAUCUAGCACCUAUCCAACAAAAUAAUUUUGAAUUCCUAUAUGCUACAAGGUGGUCUUCACUUGGGAUGAAUUACGACAACUGUCCCCAUUUCAGUAUCACCCAAUACAUAAAUCUUAUAGAUCAUUUGGGGAUUUUAUUUGGCGGCCAUAUCUUGGUCUAG